Molecule: messenger RNA, 3765 nt
Organism: Pseudo-nitzschia multistriata
Lineage: Eukaryota; Bacillariophyta; Bacillariophyceae; Bacillariales; Bacillariaceae
Source: the annotation of a GenBank genome assembly
CGGUAUGUUGAGCGUAUGUUUACGUAGUAGCAAAAGCGACGAUCACUUGUUAAAAUAUCGUAGUACGUACUGUAUCACUGGCAUCAUCAUCUCACCUCGAAGAAACGCAAGGUUUACGUACUGAUGUUAUUAUACUCGAUAACAUACAUAUGUAGUUGCAACAAUAUCAUUGGAAAAGAUGACCGUAGAACCAUCGUCGACCACUGAUCAAUCAGAGCGGAAAAAGCUUGUGAAAGCUCGGUGGGGAAUUCUACGUAACGCUCUGAUGCGUGGCGCUCAAGAAGAACAGCAGCAGCAGAAGCAUUCGAUCCAUUGCUUUCCCGGUUUUAAUUUGCUGAAAGGUAUACCAGUAAAUCUCACUUCAUCUUUGUCGGGAUCUCAAUCCGAAAGUUGUCAAAUCGAAAAAUGGUUAACCGAAUAUCGAUGGUGCGAUGCGGAAAAUCACACUCUGGAACAAAAUAUUGAUAACAUGGAAAUAGCUAUUCUGGCAUUGGCUGCUUGUUUUCCAAAAGGAAAGUGCAUGCGGAUCAUACGCACUAUUGACACCACCAGUGGGGAUGGAGAUUCUGAAAUAGAAAACGACUUUUCUUCCAAUUGGCUUGAAUCCAUCAAACAGCGAUGUCAACCUUCUGUACGUGUGUGGAAGGCAAGCGAAGAAGAGGAGGUGUUGGAACAAAAAUGUGCGGCGAAAAAUGUAGUGACCACUCUACUUGUUCAAGAAACAUCGACAUCAACAAAAUAUCAAACGCUUCGAUACAAUUUAGACAAUACAAAGUGUAACACCGUCUCAACAAUCGUCACUGUCGAGUCACUGUGCGAUAUACUUUGGACCAGAGAGCCACGAGAAACCCGACUUUCUCUCGAUGACCUGAUCAGCCACCGUAAAAACAAAGGAGUGGACAACACUGGAAACAUUUGUAUAUGGGAUUCAGAAAGAACAUUAGCAUAUCUGCUGUAUCAUUAUUUCGAUGAUUUUUUCUCUUUUACCAAAGUUAACAGUGAUGAUGACAGCAUGAGCAUUGUUUGUAGUUGCCACAACGACAGUGGUGAUCCCGACUCCUGUAUAGUUUUCCAGCAGCAAGAGAAAGAUCACUCGAAAGUUCGCGUUUUGGAAUUGGGAACUGGAAUGGCCGGCCUAUCUGCAGUAUCACUUGGAUUACGUCUAGCAAUGCGUCAACGGAAGAAUGGUGACGAAACAAAUGAAAGCAAUGACAACGAUGAUGAGAGCGAGGGCAAGAACAAGAAGGAUAUUCACAUCACGCUUACUGAUGGCAAUUCCAAUGGGGUGAAGAAUAAUGCCAUCAACCAAUAUCUGACUGAAUUGAAUUCAAGGACGAUGUUGAAAGAAAGAGGAAUACAUUCAAAUUAUUUAGACUUGAGUGUGAAUUGCGCAACUCUCUUGUGGACAACUGAUAUCAGUGGUGAAAAGAACACAAAAAAAGAAUACUCUUACCUGGACCAAGAUGUGAUAUUAGUCUCCGAUUGUGUGCAUUUCCAAAACUUUCACGCUGCUCUCGCUAUUACCACCUUACGAUGUCUACGUGUCGGAGGUAGUGCCAUUUUUUGUCAACCUCGUCGAGGACCAUCACUUAAUAACUUUUUCAACCUCUUGUCAACUGCAACAUCGGAAACAGGUUUCACACGAUCAACUUCUUUGCUAUCUAUUUCSAGAUUUUCGCACCCAAUUAUAGAUCAAAAGCACGACGAAUCUCUUGUGCAACACAGUGACAUUUACGACGAAAAUCUGCAUCGACCAGAGAUAUUGGCUAUCACGAAGCUCCGUGAAAUCACUGAAAAUGACCGAAUGCGCUUUAUUUCUUUUCAACAGCGAUACAACCCUGUGAAAUCUAAAAUCACUGAGGAAUAGGUUUAAGGGCUGGAAAAUKUUCCUCGAUGACUAUUUCCUCUGGACGACGGUUGCUGUACUAUUAUUUUACAGUCAAACUCUGCCAAAAGCUACAUCGUAGACUUUAAGGGUUAAAACCUCUAGGUUUUUCAAAUUCACUCAAAUUCAAAAGUUUUUAUUGAGUAAACACUACGUACCCCAUAUUGUUUUUCGCGCUCGCAUGAACCAYCAUUCUUUCCUAUUUUCAACAGAUCCCUUUGUUGGUAUAUUCGUUCUCUUAUUUCUACCUACCUAAUUGGGGUAGUCCUUUGCUCCCUGCUUGAUGAUGUUCAUCGUGACAUCCAUUCCUUCCUCCGUCCAACGGGCGCGGUUAUUUUCGAUGCUUGACGCAAAAAUACCUCCUCUAGCAUCACCGAAGGCGCCCGUAUCGUCGAGUUUUCGAGCCAAUGGCAAAAGAUAGAAAUCUAAGAAUCCGAUUUGGUUGUUGAACCAACCGUUCGAGGGAUCGUCACCCCUGUUUUCGACGAAGCCCUUGCGCAGUUCUAGGUAUAAACAAUCGCUCCACUUUGCCAUUUGGUCAAAUCCUUGAAGGUUAUGGGCGACGUCUGCAGAUUUUAUGAUGGUUUCCAUAAUGACUGAUUCACGUAAGUCAUCGAUCUUUUCCGGAGGUGGAAGAUCAAUUUGUGGCACGUCAAACAGACCAUCACCAGACGCAGAGACACGUUUUUUCCCUGGAUAAGUCUCAAUAGAUUCUCCAGUCAAGUCCAUAGUUCUACGAAAGCCAAGUCGAGAACUUUUCCUUGGACUUGAUGGUGUACUAGUUCCAGCUUGGGAAAGACGGCGAUGGAACUUCAAAGCUUUUCCCGAUAGCUCUUUGUCGCUUUUCUUUUGAAUCCUGCGCGCCUCCCUCCCAAGGUUAUUAUCUUCGUCCUCGUAUGAAUUAUAUGACGAUGAUACACUGGAUUCAUCCUCGUUAGCAGAUUUCUCAACGUGCAUAUCUUUAAGUAUUUGAGUGGGAUCUUCCCUGUGACCUUGAGCUUUCUUCAUAACUUUUCGUUCCACAGUUUCGUAGGGAUCACCAAAGGCUGCCUUCCAUUUUGAUUUUCCCAACUGUGUACGUUCCGGUGAUGCAAUGUCGGUGGUCAGCACUAAAUUAACACAGGCUGCCCGAAAUCUUCGAUAAUCCUCCCUCUGAGGAAAUAUGACGCUGCGCAAUUUGUCGUAUUCUUUCUUCAGAAUUUCGGAAAAUCCGAUGAAGAGGGAUUCGUUUUCAGCAAUAGAUUGAUCGUUGUAUUUCAUUGCAAGUUCUUCAUCUUCCAAGGCCAGCUGGCGGUUUGGAAUUCCUCGAUGAUCAACGUCAUGAAUCAGUGCUGAAAAAAUCAGUGCCAGUUGCAUGAGGGGAUCAUCACGAAAACCAAAUGUAUUGGAAGGCUUUUCAUCCGGAUGCUUGUGGACAAUCAUAUCCACCAGUUUAUUGGUUGAAAUAGUCACGUGAUAGCAAUGCUUGAAGUUGUGGUAGGGAACAUCAUUGUAUCCAAGAAGAAUCGAUUUGACAUAGUCCCUGAGCUGUACGACGACUUCUUCAGAAACCUGCUCAGGCCAUAAAGUAUCGUUGACCAACAUGGAACGACACAUAGUGGUCGUACUAAGGUCGGUGAACAUUCCCCGAGGCAUGAUCCAUGCGCAAAUGCGAAUCAAAAGAAGAGCCGUGAUACGAGUUGCGGUCUCAUCUACAUCAUCUGAUGGGGCAGUUGCCGGGUCGUUGCCUAAUCCAGUAUUUCCCCAAGCCUCACUUGUAAUCCCCAAAGCAAUCCCGAUGUAUUUAGCACCAAACGGCAUCAUAACAACUCGCUUGCUAUGUUGUUCAAGCGACCCCCUGUAUCUCUUUGCACUUGAGAAACACUCUAGCGUUUGUAAGU